CUCCUGGCAGCAUGGUCGCUCUGUUGGAAGGUCACAGCGGAGAAGAAACUGCAGUACGUAACCGUGUUGUUUCGACAUGGUGACAGAUCACCAGUAAAAGCCUAUCCCACUGACCCACACCAAGAGAGUGCCUGGCCUCAAGGCUUCGGGCAACUAUCGCAGGAGGGUAUGCGACAACAUUUGGAGCUUGGCCAGUUUCUGCGGAAGCGUUAUGAUGGCUUUCUUAAUGAAAGCUAUGUCCGACAUGAGAUAUCAGUUCGCAGCACGGACUACGACCGCACUCUGAUGAGCGCCGAGGCCAACCUUGCAGGUCUUUACCCCCCCAAUGGUGAGCAGGUCUUCUCACCAAACAUAAAGUGGCAGCCCAUCCCUGUGCACACAGUUCCACAAAGUGAAGAGAGGCUGCUGUCCUUUCCUCGGAGAGAUUGCCCUCGCUAUGAAGUGCUUAUGAAUGAGACUGAACAAACAGAAGAAUUCCUUAACAUCACAGCUGAUAACCAGGACAUUAUUGAGCUGGUGAGAAAUAAAACUGGACUGAAAACGACGACUGUGGAUUCAGUUUGGAGUGUGUACGACACACUCUUCUGUGAGUCACGUCAUAACAAGUCAGCUCCUGAUUGGGUAACCCCUACUGUCUGGGCAAAGCUGCACUUGCUGAAAGAUUUUGGAUUUAGGGUUUUAUUUGGGGUCUACAAACAGCACGAGAAGAGUCGACUGCAGGGAGGGAUCUUACUGGGUGAAAUAGUGAAGAAUAUUACUCAAGUGGCAGGAUCCAAGGAAAAGCAACAUCUGAAAAUGAUGAUGCUCUCUGCGCACGACACCACUGUAGCAGCCCUACAGGUCAGCUUGAAUGUCUUCAAUGGCAAACAACCACCGUAUGCCUCCUGUCACAUGAUUGAGGUGUAUUCGGAUGAAAACGGGUCUCUGUCAGUGUCCAUGUUUUACCGGAAUGACACUUCGGUUGAGCCUUAUUCCCUUCAGUUGCCAGGCUGCUCUCUCGACUGCCCCCUAAAGGAGUUUGUGAAAAUUACAAAGCUUUCUAUUUCUGAGGACAGAGACAAGGAGUGUCAGUUGCCUUCGAUUGAGAGUAAUAAAGAGGUGAUCAUCACUCUGGCAGUGGCGGGCUGCCUGUUGCUGGUCCUCAUAGUUAUCCUCUUUGUGUCCAUUGUUCGCCACAAGGAGCCACUGAGCAGCCGCGGAUAUCGGCAGAUCAUCAACCAAGGGAUGCCAGAGGAAUCCUGA
Messenger RNA from Nerophis lumbriciformis (worm pipefish), 1242 nucleotides. The record is from RefSeq and is a predicted model, not a curated record. Lineage: Eukaryota; Metazoa; Chordata; Actinopteri; Syngnathiformes; Syngnathidae.